Messenger RNA from Brettanomyces nanus, 3957 nucleotides. RefSeq lists its product as uncharacterized. NCBI's taxonomy places the organism in Eukaryota, Fungi, Ascomycota, Pichiomycetes, Pichiales, Pichiaceae. The record is from RefSeq and is a predicted model, not a curated record. Gene Ontology annotation, molecular function: 5-oxoprolinase (ATP-hydrolyzing) activity. Bases 1 to 3957 code for a protein of 1318 amino acids. Gene Ontology annotation, cellular component: cytosol. The transcript has a single exon. Gene Ontology annotation, biological process: glutathione metabolic process.
AUGGGUGGAAUAAAAAUUGCCAUAGAUAGGGGUGGAACUUUCACUGACUGUAUCGGUAAUCCCGGCACUGGAAGGGCUGAAGACGAUGUGAUUAUCAAGCUCUUAUCAGUGGACCCGCAGAAUUAUCCAGAUGCCAAUUUGGAAGGAAUUCGCAGACUUUUGCAGACUUUCCAGGCCAAACAGAUCCCUCGUGGUCAACCUCUUGAUACUUCUGGUAUUGAGUCCUUACGUAUGGGUACUACUGUCGCCACUAAUGCUUUGCUUGAACGUAAAGGUGAACGAUGUGCCUUAGUUACAACCAAAGGUUUCAAGGAUAUAUUAACCAUUGGUACACAGGCACGUCCUGAUAUUUUUGACUUAUCUAUUAGCAAGCCGGGUUUAUUAUACGACAUCGUUGUCGAAGUUGAUGAGAGAGUUACACUUGAGGACUUUGUCGAGGACCCUGAUCAUAAAGUGACGCAGCCUGGCGAAAGUGAAGACCUGGUUCAAGGCCUUUCUAAAGAGACUAUUCGAAUUCUUAAGAGACCUGAUCCAGAGGCAGUUCGUUCCACUUUACAGCUUGUAUAUGAUUCCGGUAUUAGAUCCAUUGCCAUUUGCCUCAUGCACUCAUAUACAUUUGCAGAUCAUGAGAAAUUGGUUGGUAAGAUCGCUGAGCAGAUCGGCUUCACUCACAUUUCUUUAUCCAGUCAACUUACUCCAAUGAUCAAGUACGUUUCCAGAGCCAAUUCGUGUGUUGCCGAUGCCUACUUGACUCCCGAAAUCAAGAACUAUCUUCGUGGUUUUGAGUCUGGUCUUGAACAGGGUAUCCAACGCAUCUCUGAGGGUAAGAGCUCCGGUCUUAGUUGUCAAUUCAUGCAAUCCGAUGGUGGUUUAGUCGAUGCUUCCUCGUUUUCCGGCUUGAGAGCCAUUCUUUCUGGUCCUGCCGGUGGUGUUGUUGGCUAUGCUAGAACCUGUUAUAAUGCAGAAAAUAAUAUUCCUUUAAUUGGUUUUGAUAUGGGUGGUACUUCCACUGAUGUCUCCAGAUACGGUGAUGGCAAAUUUGAUCAUGUCUUCGAAACCACUACUGCUGGUAUCACUAUCCAGUCUCCCCAGCUUGAUAUUAACACUGUCGCCGCUGGUGGUGGUUCCAUAUUAUCCUACAAGAAUGGCUUACUACAGGUUGGUCCUGAAUCGGCCUCGUCCCAUCCAGGUCCCGCCUGUUAUCGUAAAGGUGGUCCACUUACCGUGACAGACGCUAAUUUGUUUUUGGGUCGCUUAGUCCCUGAGUUUUUCCCGAAGAUAUUUGGUCCUCAUGAAGAUCAAGGUUUGGACUACGAUGUUGCUCGCGCUAAGUUUGAAGAGAUGACUGAAUUGGUGAACAGUUCAAAUCCCGAUAUCACUCCAAUGACUCCCGAAGAAGUCGCCUAUGGUUUCCUUUCGGUUGCCUGUGAAAACAUGGCCAGACCGGUUAGGCAACUUACUGAAGCCAAAGGUCACGUUCUUGCUAAGCAUAGAAUGGUUUCCUUUGGAGGUGCCGGUGGACAGUGUGCUUACGCUGUAGCCCAUCUUUUGGGUAUUGGAACCAUUUUGAUUCACAGAUACUCCUCUGUUCUCUCUGCCUACGGUAUGGAACUUGCCGAUGUCGUUGAGGAGGUUCAGGAACCUGCUUCUUAUAUUUUAGGCGAAGAGUCUAGAUCCCAGAUUGAGGAUGCUCUGGAUGAACUCAAACAAAGAGCGUGUGAAGCUUUAAAGUUACAAGGAUUCAAGAAUAAUGGUGAUGUUGUCUACGAAGAAUACCUUAACUUGCGAUAUCAAGGUACUGAAUCAUGUAUUAUGGUUCCAAGAACCCCUGGUUCUAAUGAAUGGACAUUCAAGCAGAGCUUCUGCGAGAUGCAUAAGAGGGAGUUUGGUUUCUUGUUUGAUAAACCACUCAUUGUUGAUGAUGUCCGUGUUCGUGGUAUUGGUAAGGCUACGCUGAGAAAUGAUUCAUCUGUCGAUACUCAGAUCCUGGAACUUCGCCAGAAGGAUCUUAUAAAGCCUGCUAAUGAGAGUCAGGUUAGUCUUACUAAGGAGGUAUACUGGACCCAUCAGAAGGAAGUCACCAGAGUUUAUCGUCUUGAAAACCUACCCAUCGGCACCGAAGUGUAUGGUCCUGCCAUUAUUGCUGAUGGUACUCAAACUAAUCUUAUUCCUCCUGAAGGUAAGGCACUAGUGUUAAAGACGCAUUUAUUUGUUAGCCUUGAUUUGACCAAGAAGUCAAAGAAUGCAGCAAAUGGCUAUCACAAGAUAGAAGAUGGUGUGAAGAUUGAGCCUGUCUUGUUGUCUAUCUUUAGUCAUAGAUUUAUGGAUAUUGCCGAACAGAUGGGUAAUUCUCUACAGAAGACAUCUGUCUCGGUCAAUGUCAAGGAAAGGUUGGACUUUUCUUGUGCUCUUUUCGACGCUGAGGGUAAUUUGGUGGCGAAUGCUCCUCAUGUUCCUGUUCAUUUGGGCUCAAUGGCUACAUGCAUUGUUGCACAGGCCGAAAUCUGGAAGGGUAAGUUGAAGCCUGGUGAUGUUCUUAUUACCAAUCAUCCCUCUGCAGGUGGAACACAUUUGCCAGAUAUCACGGUAGUCACUCCUGCUUUUGAUAAAGGUGAGAUUAUUUUUUAUGUGGCUGCGAGAGCUCAUCAUGCCGAUAUUGGUGGGAUGUUGCCCGGUUCAAUGCCUCCAAACUCUAAAGAGUUGUGGCAGGAGGGUGCAACUUUCUAUUCCGAGCUUCUCGUCAAGCAGGGUGUCUUUCAAGAGGAGAUGGUGGUGAGAAAACUCUUACAUGAUCCGGCACAAUAUCCGGGAUGUUCUGGUUCUAGAAGGAUUUCCGAUAAUUUGUCUGAUUUGAAAGCUCAGUUGGCUGCCAAUCAGAAGGGGAUCACACUUAUUGACCAGCUCGUUGAGGAAUUUGAUCUCCCAACUAUCAUGGCUUAUAUGCAUGCCAUUCAAGAUAAUGCCGCUGAGACUGUGUCCAGAAUGCUUGACAAGGUUAUUGCUGAGCAUGGUAUUGAGACUUUGCAUUGCGUUGAUUACAUGGAUGAUGGUUCGCCUAUUAAACUACAGGUUAGGAGAAGAAAAAAUCCUGAUGGUACCGAAGGAAAGGUGGUGUUUGACUUCACUGGUUCUGCUCCUCAAGCUUACAAUAAUUUGAAUGCCCCUCAUGCUAUUACCUUCUCGGCCGUUAUCUACUGUUUGCGUUGUCUUGUUGAUGAGGAUAUCCCCCUUAAUCAGGGUUGUAUUCGUCCAAUCGAUGUCAUUAUUCCUAAGUCAUCGUUAUUAGAUCCGGAUAGUGGUUGUGCCGUUGUUGGUGGCAAUGUUUGUACUUCGCAGCGUGUUACUGAUACAAUUUUGAAAGCAUUCCACGUUAUGGCCGAUUCUCAAGGUUGUUGCAACAACUUUACAUUUGGUAGUGAUGGUUUCGGUUAUUAUGAGACCAUUGCCGGUGGUCAUGGUGCCUCUUCCAAAUGGAAUGGUGUUUCGGGUGUCCACACAAAUAUGACCAAUACGCGUAUCACAGAUGCUGAAGUGUUUGAAAAACGUUACCCGAUUAUUUUAAGAGACUUCUCCCUUAGAGAGAAUUCUGGUGGUAACGGUUUGUUUAAAGGAGGCAACGGUGUCAGAAGGGAGAUCGAGUUCAGAACACCCGUCAGCGCUUCAAUUCUAUCAGAGAGACGUGUUAUCGCUCCCCAUGGAGUUGCAGGCGGCAAAGAUGGUGCUAGAGGUUUAAAUCUGUGGAUUCGAAAAAAUAAGAAUAAAGAGCAGCUGAUUAACAUAGGCGGCAAGGCCAGUGUUGAUGUGGCUGCCGGUGAUCGAAUUGUUAUUUUAACACCCGGUGGUGGGGGUUGGGGUAAGCCAUCUGAUAAAAGUCGAAUAUCCCGUCGUAAGGCUGUCAACUAUUCCAUUGGAACUGGUUCCCUCUCUUCAAGAAAGGAACAGCAGUAUCAAAACUAG